AACCAAAGAAGAAGUAAAACCAAAGAAGAAGAACGCGAACAGGACAUAAACCCGCGAUAUUAGUAGAUGCUAUAUAAUAUGAAAAUGUGUAUUCGUCUGAUUAAUCAUUACUGUAAUCCUUAAUCACCAUUAAACAGUUUUGUUUACAAUGCAAACAGAGACGCAUGCGGCAUUAUACCAUGGAAAAGCACUCUGAAGUUUAACUGUUACAGCCAUCAACUAGUUCGUUGUCUGUGGAAACGCGUCUAAGAGGAUGGAGGAACUGAUGAUGGAGUCACAGUCGGACGACACACCAGGAUCGGGGGCAGAGCCUGGGGUCGCUGACGCCUGGGAAACUGUCGCAGCAGCUUUGGUGUCCCCUGAGUGCUCGGUGUCGGAUCAGAGCCUCUUCGACUCCCUGGCCCUGCUGUGCAGUCAUGGUCUGGGCCAGCUGCUGGGUGGCUGGUUGCUGGAAACGCUGCAGAUGCGUUUGUCUUCAUCUGUGGUGCCAGAGUUCUGGUGUGGACUGAAACAGCCGGAGAACGAGCUGGAGGAGAGAGGCAGGGCCUGGGUUCUCCUCACGGCCUUUCGUACACUGUUGGAUCGUUUGGAACCGUUUCUGGGCGGUUUAGAAAGGCUGGGAAUGUGGCAAACUGAGGGUCGUGGUGAUGUCUCCGGCCCAGGACCCAAUGGUCUCCAAGAGCGGGCCUUUACCGUCAUCCGGGCCCUCCUCCUCUUCUCCCCCUCCCCUGUUCUUCAGGAGCGAGUGCUGGAGUUUUACAGCAGGACUUUCUCUGUCUAUAUGAACCAGGAGGGUGAGGCUGAGGAUGGAGCUGAGGCUGCUGAUGGUCCAGAGGGAGGGCUCUGCCCGGGUUGUGGGGUCAUGACACAGCAGUGCUGGUGUCAGGACGCCCUGCAACAACUACAGGAGCUCAGCCAGAUACUUUCUAAAUUACAGCUGCUGGAGUGGGUCAGCUCAGAGGCUGUUACCUCCAUCCUUCACAAGCUCAUUGAGCAGAGAAUGGAGCAGCACUGCCGGGGCGAGUAUGAACGCUCCUUUCUGCUGGAGUUCCAGAAGUGGCUGGAGCUGGUUCUGGGCUGGCUGAGCAAAGUGUUUGCAAGCAAAGUGGACACAGACGCUUCAGACAGUUUGGUAGCUUCUUCCAGUACUUCCAUUAUCCAGGCCAACCAGUCUGGCAGCUCCAUUCUGAAGCAGUGGAGGUGCCACAUGCACCAGUUUUUCUGCAGGAUCUAUGUCAACAUGAGGAUUGAGGAGCUUUUCAGCAUCAUUAGAGAUUUUCCAGAAUCUAAAGCUGCCAUUGAUGAUCUCAAGUUCUGUUUGGAAAGGACCAACCAGAGACAACAGCUUCUCACUUCCUUAAAAUCUGCUUUUGAAAGCCGCCUGCUACAUCCAGGCGUCCACACAUCUGACAUCCUCACAGUUUACAUCUCAGCCAUUAAAGCUCUCAGAGAGCUGGACCCAUCCAUGGUCAUCCUCCAGGUUGCCUGCCAGCCCAUCCGCAAGUAUCUCAGGACUCGGGAGGACACGGUGAGGCAGAUUGUGGCUGGGCUCACAGGAGAUGCAGAGGGCUGCACUGACUUGGCCUCUGAGCUGUCCAGAGGAGACCCAGUGACUCUGGAGAUGCAGGACAGUGAUGAAGAUGGAAAUGACCCAGAGGACUGGACUCCCGACCCAACGGAUGCCGUCCCAGAUAAAAUAGGCUCCAAACACCGUUCAUCAGACAUCAUCAGUCUGCUGGUCAGUAUCUACGGCAGUAAAGACAUCUUCAUAGACGAGUACAGAGCCGUGCUGGCUGACAGGCUGCUGCACCAGCUCAACUACAACACUGCCAGGGAAAUCCGUAAUGUGGAGCUGCUAAAGCUCAGGUUCGGGGAGUCUCACAUGCACUACUGUGAAGUUAUGCUGAAGGACAUGGCAGACUCUCGGAGGAUCAACAGCAACAUCCGAGAGGAGGAAUCAAAGCUGGGAGAGGAGGAGCAACCGCUGCUGUCUCUGUCGGCCAUUAUUCUGUCAUCGGAGUUCUGGCCUCCGCUCAAAGAGGAGAAACUGGAGCUUCCUCCGCUCGUCUGCCAAGCAAUGGAGGCGUACACUCAUCGCUACGAGAAACUCAAGGCUAUGAGGACUCUGAGCUGGAAGCCUCAUCUGGGUUCUGUCACCCUGGACGUGGAGCUGGAGGAUCGUACUCUCACCAAUCUCACAGUCUCCCCCAUCCACGCAGCCAUCAUCCUACACUUUCAGGAAAAAAAUUCGUGGACGCUGGAAGAGCUGAGUAUGAAGCUGGGGGCGCCCAAGGAGCUGGUGCACAGGAAGGUAGCCCUGUGGCAGCAGCAUGGUGUGUUGAGAGAGGAGGCAGGUGGGCGCUACUACGUGGUGGAGACGGGGUCCUCUAAAGAAAAGAUGGAGAGAGGGGUGAUGCUGAUUGACAGUGACGAGGAGAGAGACUCCAACACCACCACGCAGUCUGAGCAGAGGGAGGAGAAGCUUCAGCUGUUCUGGGCUUACAUCCAGGCAAUGCUGACCAACCUGGACAGCAUGACACUGGAACGAAUCCACUCAAUGCUCCGGAUGUUCGUUGCAACGGGACCCGUCGUCACGGAGAUGGACGUCAACGAGCUGGAAGCCUUCCUGCAGAGGAAGGUCAGGGAACAUCAGCUGUUGGUCUCUGCAGGUGUCUACAGACUCCCCAAGUCCAACUGAGGGAAAACUGGGACAAUAAACAGCUGAAAUGCUGCCUUCAGAUGUGGAAGGCGUGAAUAACUCUCGCGUUAUGCGAGAAGGACUGUCUGCUCGCUCAUGCACCCUGUGUUUCAGGUUCAGUCUGACAUCACACGCAUCUGUAGCUGGAGAUGGACAAGUUCAGUUUCAGAGUGAAGUUUUCAUCAGUGCAGACACCAACUGUGAUAAAAACACUUUAUCAAG
Betta splendens (Siamese fighting fish) is the source of this 2920-nucleotide messenger RNA. RefSeq names its product anaphase promoting complex subunit 2 (gene anapc2). The coding region runs from base 254 to 2698 and encodes 814 amino acids. The transcript has 14 exons. Lineage: Eukaryota; Metazoa; Chordata; Actinopteri; Anabantiformes; Osphronemidae. The record is from RefSeq and is a predicted model, not a curated record. Gene Ontology annotation, biological process: ubiquitin-dependent protein catabolic process. Gene Ontology annotation, molecular function: ubiquitin protein ligase binding. Gene Ontology annotation, cellular component: anaphase-promoting complex.